Ornithodoros turicata is the source of this 1048-nucleotide messenger RNA. RefSeq lists its product as uncharacterized. Lineage: Eukaryota; Metazoa; Arthropoda; Arachnida; Ixodida; Argasidae. Bases 156 to 737 code for a protein of 193 amino acids. The transcript has a single exon. The record is from RefSeq and is a predicted model, not a curated record.
GAAGCUUCGUUUCAUAGCAGCAGCCGUGCAGAAAGCAUUCAACAAAGCGAGUCGACGUCACAGCCAUCGGGGCUCGUGCGAAGCACGUUCUUGUGUAGCUCGCGCUCCGCGUCUGACAACCCAUUCGGAAUUCUGGAACCGCCCCGGAAGCUACGAUGCUAGAGGAGUCGAACAAGGCGGCCGGAGACACCCUCGAGACGAGUACCAACCUGGACAAGAGCGUAGGAGAUAUGAGCGAGACCGCCUCGAAGCAUGUGAGUCCCUCGUCCCUGAAGCGGCACCUCCGCAAGACGUACGGCCGCCGGCCCAUGGAGCUGGUGAACCGCUACUUCCGGUCCAUGUUCGACCUAGCUGCGUAUGCCAAUAACUCGGCCUUUCUCAUGCGAUGCCGGGCCAUGCGUGUGGUGCCCAAGGUGUACCGCGUCGACUGCCGCGACAUCAAGAAUACACGGCACGUCAUUCGUAUCUUGGACGAGUGCAGCUACCGCCUUAUGCUAGCAGACCUGGACUACAACCGUCUGCGCAAGGUGCAAGUCACACGUCUCCUGGAGAGGCUGCACGAAAAGCUCGAGAAGAUCAUGUCCGCAGAGGACCUGCGCAACGUAGUGCUGCUAUCCAAGACCAAGUACGAACACAUCUUCGAAGCAACGCGCGACAAACAGCGAGGAAUGUUUGCGGAAUUGUUGAAGGAGUAUGAGAUCGACCAGAAAAAAGACGACGGCGACAACGAAGAAUGAUGAGGUACUGACCCUGCGGUGGUUCGCUGGCGUACAAACAGGUCACCAGGACAGGUGCUGAGGUUUGGCAUCGGCGUCAUCGCUGUAGGGAUCGGAAGGCUUUUUGAGGACUAACCGGGACGAGGAUUCGCUUGCUGUACUCUUGUUCACGUUGUUUCUUAUUGGUUUGACGUUAAACGUUAACGUAAGUGACGCCAAAAAUGCAGCGUGUUAAGUACAUGACCGCGAUAAGUGAUAACGCUUUUUGUUUCCUGUUUUUGUUUUUGCUGAAUUGCUAUGUUCCCACAUAAUAAAAAGCAGUUUAGCAUGUU